GAGCACAUGAUGUGUAUUUGAAUUGGUCAUCAAGAACACUUCUGACCGAAGCGCAGGUGGCAAGUGUUUCUGUCUUGUCUUUUCAGUUUCGCCGUGAAGAGGAUGCGGAAAAGGCCGUGAUUGACUUGAACAACCGCUGGUUUAACGGGCAGCCCAUCCACGCCGAGCUCUCCCCCGUGACCGACUUCAGAGAAGCCUGCUGCCGGCAGUACGAGAUGGGAGAGUGCACGCGAGGAGGCUUCUGCAACUUCAUGCAUCUGAAGCCCAUUUCUCGGGAGCUGCGGCGGGAGUUGUACGGGCGCCGUCGCAAGAAGUGAGUAUUUAAGUGUGUCCGUGACUCUGUGUGUGUGUGU
This is a messenger RNA of Vicugna pacos (alpaca), 353 nucleotides long. NCBI's taxonomy places the organism in Eukaryota, Metazoa, Chordata, Mammalia, Artiodactyla, Camelidae. The record is from RefSeq and is a predicted model, not a curated record.